AAAAUGGCUUUACCCUUGUAUCUUCGUCGUGCUCAUGAGUUCUUUCAGCACUCCCUACUACAAUUUAUAACCUUAAUACUUAUUUUGGCUAUAACAAAUGCAGAUCAUGACGAAGUCUGGCUAGAUGGUCCCUCGAGAAAUCAUGGACGUCUACAAAUAAGUCAUGAGAACGUGCAUGGCUAUGUGUGUAGUGAAGAGUUUGCUGAUAAUGAGAUACGUGUUGUUUGCAAAAAUGAACUUGGCUACCCACUGGGUGGGUUUGCGUGGUCAUAUAAUAUUGGGGACAAAAACCCGUCUGAAAUUCUUGAAGUGGAACGGUUGGGCUGCUCCUAUUUAUCAGGUGGACUUGCUGACAAGUUGAGCAUGUGCAAGCACAGCGAAUGGGGAAACAGCUCGUGUUUGGCAUCAGAGGGCGUUGGUCUUACGUGUGCCCCAAACAUACAUGUUGUACAAGAUGAUAAACACACACGGCAUUGGGAGGUGAAGGAUAUGCAGCACAAAGCCAAAGGUUACGUCAUGACAUACCACAAGGAGCAGUGGCAAACCGUGUGUCUUCCACACGUAUACGUCCCAGAUCAGAUGGAUGCAUUGUUGAAGGUCGUUUGCAAAUCUGCCGGCUGUAGCAGUAAGUAUGAGUGGCAGACUACCAGAGACAACAUAGAGCUGAGGAACAAUGGGCCAAAACUCAUGAUUAAGGCUGGCUGUACUGGACAGGAGAGAGACAUCCGUAAGUGCAGCAAUCUCACCUACACCAGCACGGACGACUGCAUGGACUUCUGGCUGAGUUGUUCUGGCUCUGCCGGUUACAGGUGUAAUUGGUUGCCAGAUCAGCAGAACCCACAUGCGAUCAGGCAGGUGGACCAUACAGGCCCAAUAGUUGGUGCCAUAGUCACUGGUAUUGUCGCAAUCAUAGGUGUUGUCACCUACUGCUACUGUACUUACAAAAAGAGAAAUAAAACUCAAUAUACUCAGGAAUUGUCUAAGAAUAUUGAAGACAUAGACAGUGAACUGGCUUAAAGUGAUGUCUUCUCAUAUCUGAAACGAUGGCUCAUUCCUAAUCUGAAUAGAUGGAUAGGAAAGGACCAUAGAUCUGUGUGUUUGAAUCUCCAGAGCGAUAUCAUAGCAGACAAUGGCUGUACCAAGUGUAUUUUCUACACCAUAGCUGGGUGAGCAUGUGAUAAUGCAAGUAAUUGUGUGAAAACGUAAAAUGAAAUGUGGAAAAUUGCUCGUCGUAUCGAUGCAAUUGCUUGGCUCAUUCAUGCCGCAUGACAGAUCUGCUGUUGCGCUUUUGAUAGCAUUUUUACAUUAACAUUGCGAACUGGAGCAUAAUUAUUCUGUUGUUGACGUUAUUGAGUUCUGUCGUGCAGCGGCAUUUACCGGGAGUUAGAAUUUUUGGUUUAUUUCUUGUGUAAGAGUAAAAUGCUUUAGUAUUCCAGUGAACCUGCUAUCCCUAAUGUUCCCAACAAUGAUCGUGUGUGAAUAAUUAAUGUAAGGAUUUUGCACAAAGGCUGCCAUUCAAAACCGAAAACUCGAUCAAAGAACUCUGUGAAAAGACUCGGAUCUUGUGUGCAAUAUAGAAUGUGGCAGAAUUCAGAAUCUCCAUAAGCCUGUGUGUAUAGCUCAUGGCUGUGUUUCUAGAUAGCCUAAAACGUCAGUGCGUUUGUACCCGGUUAGCAUUGUUCAUGAUUUAUAAACUGUGAUGAAGGACUCUCACGUGUGGAGUGAUAAUUUCUGUGUUCUAAAAUUACGUAUUCAAUAGCUGAAAGUAAUAUUUGUUUAGAGAAUCUCUUAUUGCGAUGCAACAGUGCAACUGUCUAAAUUUACUCAGUGGUGUGGUGUAUUUCAAAGUAUAGUAACCAAUAAGUCCACAAACGAAUCUUUAGUCUCUAAUUUUGUCAUGUUUUUGACACUUUUGCAUUGUGGUACUGAAUUGUGUUAUUGUGUCAGAUUGCGCCAUUUCAGCCAUAUAUCAGUGCGUGGAAUAUCUACUAUCAGCAGAGCACUGUAAUAUCUUUACACGGGAUCAGUUCUUGCAAUCGUACCAUGCCAUUAAACCGGGGCGAUUCUGUGAUGGGAGAUAGAUCAAAAGAAGUAUAACGAUCUAAGCGUAAACCUUGUUACUUGUAGAUAUCAAACAAAUCAUGGCUUUGUGGUGUACCCUCCCACGGAGCUCGAUUUAAGAUUUAUAUUGCACUACUAUAAACAGUGGGACCUUGGAAAUUCGUAUUGCUUGGAGAGGGGAACGUUCUGACUUGUAGAUUCUCAAGGUUCCUAGGUCAUCCAAAAGAUUUGAAGCAAGUGCAGUCAAGUCACCUUGGGCAGACAAGAAAAAACACAAGUGACCAAAGUAAACUGUUUAUAUUGAUUGCAAUCAAUGCAUAAACUUUCACGUUGACUAGUGUUGUCGUCCUAACAUGUUAAAGUUGGCAGGAAACGAUCGCGUGAGAGAAAUAACUGUGAGCUAUUGAAUUUUGUAAUCAAGAUCUGUACUUAUAGUAAUCACAAUGCAAUAAUUAGUAGAUGUGCUAAUGAGUACCAUAACUUCAUAUUUGUAUUUACUAACUUCAUUUUUGUAGAUUUUUUUUACUAAAAAGCAAUAAUGCGUGUGACGUUUGAAGACUAGCGUUUUUGUAUACACGUAAUACAUUGCUCACCUAUAUGUGACAUUUUACUAUAUAUGGUGCUUUGUGAACGUUGUUUUUUCAAUUCACAAACUAUAGAAGUAGGUAUAGUUACAAGACUAUUUUUUGAAAGAUUGUUUAGUCUCUGGAUCUUUACUUAAUAAUAAGUAUUUGUGUUUUCUAACGUUAUCCGAGAGUGUUAGUGUGUUUUUUACUAAACAUAUAUUCCUAUGUAAACUAUUUUUGCAGACAGUAUAUCAGGAGUAUUCAGGGACGAAUUUGAAUCCCAGUUAGAAACAGAGACGGUUUUGACAACGAGUGACGUUUUUUUCUCAGACUGUAGGGAUGAAGUAGGUCUGGUGUAUGAUGUGUUGAGCACAAUGACUAACUAUAUUCUGCAUGGCAACUAAUCAUGGCUUCAUAGCAGCCGUGCACAACGUUGCGUGUAUUGUUAUCCAAUCGAUAGUGUGUGGCUUGAUCGACAGUGAUGUGUGAGAUGAAAAUCACGGUCGUUAGGGCGAUAGUGAUAAUGGUAUACGCGCGGUGUGCUCCCUCUUGUUGUUGCCUGUGCGUAUGUGUGUGCGUGAGUACGUGCGUGCACGCGUGUGUGUGCCAAAGGUACCAGUGUUAUUAAUGGCCAAUGUAGAGCAGGGGAUGCUCUUAAAUAGCAUUAAUAUAGUUAUAAUUGUUAACCGUUAACUGAUUAAAUGUCUAACUAGUUGUUAAACCAGGGCUGUAAUUCUUAAAAGUUGAAAUGUUGCUGCUAGGCCAUUUAUUGGCAGAUGUUUAUACUCCUUGUAUAAAUACAUUCUUCAAGAAUGUCAUGCUCACCAACUAAAACGUACAUCAUAAUCUAGGUGUGCGCAUGGACACGUGUAGACUAUAUUGAGAGUAUACAUAUAUAUAUUCACGGUGUUUGCUAUGGCUGAGAGGGUCUAUGUCCCCCGGAGUACUGCCGGAA
Priapulus caudatus is the source of this 3582-nucleotide messenger RNA. Its product is annotated as neurotrypsin-like. Gene Ontology annotation, cellular component: membrane. The record is from RefSeq and is a predicted model, not a curated record. NCBI's taxonomy places the organism in Eukaryota, Metazoa, Priapulida, Priapulimorpha, Priapulimorphida, Priapulidae. The transcript has 9 exons. The coding region runs from base 4 to 1017 and encodes 337 amino acids.